Molecule: messenger RNA, 1671 nt
Organism: Exophiala dermatitidis NIH/UT8656
Lineage: Eukaryota; Fungi; Ascomycota; Eurotiomycetes; Chaetothyriales; Herpotrichiellaceae
Product: serine/threonine kinase 16
Exons: 4
Coding region: 1-1671 (556 amino acids)
Biological process (GO): transmembrane transport
Molecular function (GO): transmembrane transporter activity
Source: RefSeq, a predicted model, not a curated record
AUGGGUCUCGGAAUACUGGAUGACCACCACCUCGACCAUGUCCCAGGCACAGCGUUGCUCGCUGAUAUGCUGGAUGCCCAGCAUCACCAGUUCCAUGGACGGGAUACAACUGGCUUGAAGCAUGGAACUGGACGCAACAAGGAUAUCGUCCUCGUUCCCCAACCUAGCGAGUCACCAAGAGAUCCCUUGAACUGGCCGACCUGGAAGAAAGACCUGCUGCUACUCAUAAUAUCCAUCGACACCGCCACGGUCGGCGCGUGGGGUCCUAUGAUCUCUCCCGGUUUUGCCCAGAUGGCAAAACAGUUCAAUAUGUCCUACAAUACUUUGAACGGCGGACUGGGCUGGGCCAUUUUUGCCAUUGGUAUAAGCUGCUUCGUAACGAAUGCACUCUCAGUUAAGUUUGGUCGACGCCCUGUCAUGAUGGGCGGAAACCUGUUGCUGUUCAUCUCUUCCGUCUGGGCCUAUUUUGCCCACAGCUAUCACUCUUUGCUCGCGAGCCGGAUAGUAGGCGCCAUUGGUAUGAGUCCAUUCGAAGUCCUCACCACGGCUAUUAUCGGCGACAUUUAUUUCGUCCAUGAACGAGGCCUGCGACUGGCUUUCUGGGGUCUUUGUCUGAGUAUUGGUGUCGGUGGAGGCAGCUGCAUCUCCGGAUACAUUAUUGAGGAUUUGGGGUGGAACUGGACCUAUGGUAUUUGUGCUUGCCUAUAUGGCGCCUUUAUUAUCCUCAUAUUCUUCUUCGUCCCCGAGACGGUCUACAAGCGGGAUCCUGCUUAUGACCUCGACCUGGGCACCACAGAUCACACCUUUGAGGCGUUGGAGGCCCGCGUAGAAGCGAAAAGUCACGAUCCCGAACAUCUCGAAGAGGCGAAGCCUGCGGUUCGAGUCCGGUCCCAUGUCGUCUACACCGGCGCUGACGAACGACCUUGGACAUUUUGGGAAGAGUUACGCCCGGUUCGUGGCGUGGAGUCGGAGGAGAACCUGCUGCGGAUUAUCUUUCGACCAUUUGGAAUGUUAUUGUUUCCCCAGGUGCUUUACGGCUUUCUUACGUACGGCCUGUCUACUUCGUGGCUUAUCGUCAUGAUCAGCGUUCUGGCCCAACUCUUUACUGGACCUCCCUACAAUUUCAGCGUUUCGGAUGUGGGCUUGAUCAGUAUUGCCGCUCUAGUUGCUUCGCUACUAGGGUUUGUGGCUGGACCCCUGAACGACUACACGGUGAAAAAGCUCGCUCGACUCAACAAUGGCAUUUACGAACCAGAAUUUCGACUUUUUCUCAAUAUUCUCACCCUCAUUCUCGGGAUUGUGGGAUUCUUUGGAUUCGGAGCCGCCUUGAGAGACGAAGCCCCGUGGCCAGGUCCGGUCAUUCUUUAUGGCGUCAUCUACUUUUCCAUGUCAUUUUUGAAUAUCGGUGUGUACGGCUACAUCACGGAAUGCCACAGGAACAAAGCCCCCGAGGCGUUUGCUUCCAUCAAUCUACGCAACAUUUACAGUUUCGGGCUGAAUUAUUUCAUUUCGGAUUGGUUGUCGUCGCAGCCGGUCAUGGAAGUCUUUUCCAUCAUUGGCGGCGUGCAUAUUUUCAUCUGCCUGCUUACCGUACCCAUGUGGAUUUUCGGGAAGCGCUGCCGAAGUUUCACCGCCCGAAAUCCGAUCUUGAAGAAAAUCCAAGAAUCAUGA